AUGAUCGUCGCCACCGACUACUUUACUAAAUGGAUCGAGGUAGAAGCUCUAUUCUCUAUUAAAGAAGCCGAUGUGGUGCGAUUCAUCUGGAGAAACAUCAUCUGCCGGUUUGGCUGUCCACAAUCGCUGGCCACUGACAACAACUCACAAUCCAUUGGCAGGCAGAUCACCACAAAUCAGUCGCCCAUAAGUAGCGUCCUUCGGGAGACGCAGCCCGUAAGAAGCGUCCUAAGGGAGACACAGGGGAGGCAGGAUAGACACGCAGUUGCCCAUAAGCAGCAUCCUAAGGGAGACGCAGGGCGACGACCAAAGCGUCCUUUGGGAGACGCAGCCCGUAAAAAGAGUCCUAAGGGAGACGCAGGGGGAGGCAGGAUAGACACACAGUUGCCCAUAAGCAGCGUCCUUCGGGAGACGCAGGGUGACGACCAAGCCAUCCUAAGGGAUGUGCAGCACACGCCCGGAGCCUCUUAA
This is a messenger RNA of Prunus armeniaca (apricot), 471 nucleotides long. NCBI's taxonomy places the organism in Eukaryota, Viridiplantae, Streptophyta, Magnoliopsida, Rosales, Rosaceae. The record is from the annotation of a GenBank genome assembly.